UGAGCUGGGAACAGGUGCUUGUGGGAUGGGACAAUAUAUUAAAACUGACGACAUGGCUAAUAAUAAACUUUUUCAAUGGCCGGCCGAGGGGCACUGCCUGUCUUGACUACACAAGUCCACUUGCGGUGUCGAGGCAGAAGCUGUAUAAGAAGAUGGCUCGACCUCGGACUCCAGAUCACCGACCUGACUGCCCAUCCCACGACACUUUCCACACUCGGCCACCCGUCACACACUCGUUUCCGGCAGAAAGCCCAGCCUCUCUUUUCAUACAGACAUUCAUUCCACAAUGCGCGCCUCUUUGGUUGCCGUCGCCUCUUGUGCCAUGUCAGCGCACGCCGUCGCCAUCCGCCGCGAAGAAGACCCCAACUUCAGCUGGCAAGCCCCUGACGCCUCGGCCAAGCGGUCUCCCUGCCCGAUGCUCAACUCCCUCGCCAACCACGGCUACCUCGCCCGCGACGGGCGAGAGAUCAGCAUGCAAGACCUGAUCUCGGGCCUCGGCCAGGCCAUCAACCUUGAAGAGGCACUUGUGCGAACGCUCGGAACCCCUGCAUUCGCAACAUCGACGACGGGCAACUCCAGCACCUUCAAUCUCGACGACGUUGCGAAGCACAACAUCAUUGAGCAUGACGGCAGCCUCUCGAGGGCAGACUUUGCCGUGACUGGCGACGCCAAGACACUCAACGAGACGGUCUGGGGUGAGACACGGGGAUACCUCGAGGCGGGCGCGGUGGACUCGACGGUUGACUACAAGACCAUGGCCUCGGCGCGAAGCCAGCGCCUCGUCACAGCGCAGGCCACCAACCCGACGUUCAAUAUGACCUCGAGCCAGGUCACCGUGUCCUUGGGCGAGUCCGCAGUCAUCCUGGGGACACUUGGAGGAAGCUUCACCGAGCCUGCCGCGCCGCUGGAUUGGAUGAGAGUCGUGUUCGAGGAGGAGCGUCUGCCAUUCAAGGAGGGCUUCAACACCUCGUCGACACCGAUCACCACAGCGCAGGUCCUCGGGCUGUCACAGCUGAUCGCGACCAGCACCAGCUAGAUGGUUGGACUAGAAUAAGGACAAGCAAGUAGUAAAUCAAAACAGGACAUGUCCAACCGAAACUCACGGGUUCGACUGCCUGAAGACAUUGUUCUUGAGCAAAAGUCAAGUAAAAGCGCCGCAGUGGUACUGUCUGUUCUGUGUGUUGUGACGUAGUUUGGAGUUGAAUCUUUAUUCUCUAUUCCGUGAGUACCUGGGUACCUGGGUAUCUGGGUACCUAGGUACCUAGGUAGGUGGUGAGUGCACGCACGGCGCGCACAGUACGCACAGUACGGGAUGUUUACUGUUUGGGUGUUUGUCAGGCUUGGGCAGGCAGACUGUACUCCG
Molecule: messenger RNA, 1363 nt
Organism: Diaporthe batatas
Lineage: Eukaryota; Fungi; Ascomycota; Sordariomycetes; Diaporthales; Diaporthaceae
Exons: 1
Coding region: 287-1036 (249 amino acids)
Molecular function (GO): peroxidase activity
Source: RefSeq, a predicted model, not a curated record